This is a messenger RNA of Knipowitschia caucasica, 1269 nucleotides long. Lineage: Eukaryota; Metazoa; Chordata; Actinopteri; Gobiiformes; Gobiidae. The record is from the annotation of a GenBank genome assembly.
AUGUCCCAGCUGCUGUGCAUCUUCCUCUACUCUCUGUGUGCUUUGAUUUCUGGGUAUUCAGAAGAAAACAGAGUGCGGGAUCUUAUGUCCAAAUAUCCCCUUAUUGAUGGUCACAAUGAUCUUGCUCUUCAGCUGAGAAAGCUCUAUGAUAACCAUAUGAGUCAAAUUGACCUCUAUAACGUAAGCACAAUUGCCACUGACAUCAAUCGUCUACUGGCUGGUCAUGUCCAAGCACAGAUGUUUUCCGUGUAUGUGAUGUGUGGGGCUCAGGAGAAGGAUGCUGUGAGGCUGACCCUGGAGCAAAUAGAUGUGCUCAGGCGCAUGUGCUCAAUGUACAAAGACUUUGAGCUGGUCACGUCGACCCAGGAACUUAGGGACUCUUUCCUGAAGCACAAGAUCGCCUGUAUGCUGAGUGUGGAGGGGGGUCACUCCAUCGACAGCAGCCUGCCAGCCCUGCGCAUGUUCUACCAGCUCGGAGUUCGCUCCAUGGCUCUGACACACACAUGCAACACACCAUGGGCAGAAUCCUCCUCAAAGAUUUACAGGUUUUAUCAAAGACAGAAUAAUAGUUUGACAUCAUUUGGAAAGGCAGUGGUGAAGGAGAUGAACCGACUGGGCAUGAUCAUAGACCUCUCUCACAGCUCAUGGGCAACAGCUACAGCAGUCUUACAUCUGUCAAAGGCACCUGUCAUCUUCAGCCACUCAUCUGCAUAUGCUGUAUGUGAGAAUGACCGCAAUGUACCGGACUGGCUGUUGAGACACUUGAAAAAGAACCAGGGUUUGAUCAUGGUCAAUCUUCAUUCUAAUUUCAUUUCCUGUAAGAAUGAAGCAAACAUUUCUCUUGUGGCUGAUCAUUUUGAUCAUAUUAAGAAAGUUAUUGGUGCAGAGUCAAUAGGAAUUGGAAGUGAUUUUGAGGGUGCUGUAAGCUUCCCUGAGGGAUUGGAUGAUGUUUCUAAAUAUCCCGCGCUGAUCCAGGAAUUACUGCAACGGAACUGGACGGAGCAGGAAAUGGCAGAUGUUCUUCGACGAAACUUUCUGAGAGUUUUUGAUGCAGUGGAAAAGAUACGUGACGAGUUGGUACUGGAGCCUCCCAGUGAGGCACAGAUCAGCAUGGAGGAAGUUCAGAACCCCUGCAGGCUGGUGCUCAGACCCCCCAGCCCCGGCUUUCCCUCUGACCGAGUGUCACACUCUUCUUCUGCCCUACACAGAGCCACAGCUCUGCUCAUUUCAUGUGCACUCCUACUGCCUUCUACUCUCAAUUUCCUGUAA